Hippocampus comes (tiger tail seahorse) is the source of this 581-nucleotide messenger RNA. Its product is annotated as N-acetylglucosamine-1-phosphotransferase subunits alpha/beta-like. Lineage: Eukaryota; Metazoa; Chordata; Actinopteri; Syngnathiformes; Syngnathidae. Gene Ontology annotation, cellular component: Golgi apparatus. The transcript has 3 exons. The coding region runs from base 1 to 537 and encodes 178 amino acids. Gene Ontology annotation, molecular function: UDP-N-acetylglucosamine-lysosomal-enzyme N-acetylglucosaminephosphotransferase activity. Gene Ontology annotation, biological process: N-glycan processing to lysosome; carbohydrate phosphorylation. The record is from RefSeq and is a predicted model, not a curated record.
AUGUUUGCCCGAAAGUUGCAAAACACUUUUUCUGAGGCGCUGCGACACGUCGACAGGCUGUACAACCUCAAGUUUGGCGGCAUGAGCCGAAAGGCGAUCUCACACGCGCCCUAUAUGAUUGACAAGUUUGUGAUGCAGGAGCUGCAGGACGCAUUCCCAGAAGAAUUUCGCAAGACCUCAAGCCACCGUUGGCGUCAAUCAGACGGCAUGCAAUAUGCCUUUUCCUACUUUUAUUUCCUGAUGAGCGUCAAGCAGCAGGCUAACAUCUCAAAAGUGUUUGACGCUGCUGACAAAGACCACUCUGGCGUUCUGUCUGAAAGUGGGAUUGAAGCUCUGGCCAUGAAAAUCUACAAGCUGCCACUCAAACCCGAGGACUUGACGAGGUUGAAGAAUCAGUUGAUCGACUGCUCAAAAACUCUUCCAAAUGACGUCAGGGAGCUGAAACCCAAUCAGGAGGUCUACCAUGACCAAAAGAUGGUCGGCAUUUCGGGUCAUAAGAAAACCCCUAAAUUAGUAGUUACUCGCCUGUCCAAAUAACAUUUCAGUCCAUGAUAAUAAUUCAAUGGUUUCCUUGUCUACAG